ACCCACAUCAUGGACUUUGCCCCUGAGGGCAGAUCAGACCCGACAGAGGGCUUAUGGGUUAAAUAAAUCACCUAUUGCACUAAAGCAACAAUUUUUUGGUGUGCUUCUGAAUUUUUCCCUAUUCAGACCCGACAGAGGGUGAUUGUUUGUUACUCAGGGACGGGUGAGGACUUGGCUUGGGACCAAUGGCAAUGGCUCCUGUAACUUUGAGGCCAGUUUAUCUCCUGGCAGCCUUGGAUGUCUCCUGUUUGUUCAUGCAGUUUACUGUCACCCCGUAUCUGGCAAAGAGUCUCGGCUUGGACACCGUUGGGUUUGGUUACCUGCAGACUGUUUUUGGGAUUCUGCAGCUUGUUGGAGGACCAGUUUUUGGCAGGUUUUCCGAUCAGUAUGGUGCACGAGCUGCUCUUGUCCUUUCCUUUUUGUCUGGCUCACUGCACUUUUUCAUCCUCAUCUUUGCAAACAACAUACCAGUCCUGUUCUUAUCCCGCCUCCCGUCUGUCUUCAUGCACGGUCUACCAGGUGCUCAGAUGGUCGUAACUGACCUGACCCCAGUGGAGGAACGAGCCAGUGCCUUGGGAAAGCUUGGGCUUUGUUUUGGUUUAGGAAUAAUCACUGGAUCCUCUCUGGGUGGAUUUCUUGCUUCCCGAUUUGGGAUUUAUACCCCUACUUGGGUGGCCCUGGCAGCCAAUCUCCUGUGCUGUGUGAUUGUGAUGGUCUCAAUUCCUGCAGAGACAAAGAGGAGACAGGACAGACCAAGCGCUCGGCCAGACACAUCUGAGUCCUCUGGGGUGUUUAGCUUAACGGAACUCAAGCGCCUGCUCAGCAUUCCAAACGUCAUGCCAGUUUUCAUGAUGAAAGUCCUUUCUGGAUUUCCAAUAGGGAUUUUCAUGAUAAUGUUCUCCGUAAUCUCAGUGGAUUUCUUUGGGUUGAAUGCAGCCUCCUCUGGGUACUUAAUGUCAUAUUUUGGAAUUCUGCAGUUGGUUGUUCAGGGCUUCUUGGUUGGAAUACUUACUAGUCGAUAUUCAGAACAAACUCUGCUUUUAUUGAGCAUGAUCAUCUCUGUGGGAGUUGGAUUUGGAAUGAUACUAAUGACAGGCGUGUUUGAUUUCUGCCUUAUCGCCAUCCCAAUGGUAUUUACCCUGUGUAUGGCUGGGGUUAUCACCGACAGCAUCUUAACCAAAGCAGUUCCACCCUCUGACACAGGUCAGUCAUCCUGCCCAGGUGCAAUACUGGGUAUUUGUGCCUCUGUCCAGCCUUUCACACGCACCAUUGGACCAACCAUUGGAGGAUAUUUAUAUAAACACUACGGAGUCCCAUCUUUUGGGUGUGUAAAUGUUAUAAUUAGCCUGAUUUUAGUCAUCUACCUUUUAAGAGAUCAAGUUAACCAAAGAAAGAAGAAAUAAAAGUUGAGCAGGAAUGAACAGUAACCGCUUUGGACAAUUUUCCUUGCAGAAGUGAUAAACAUCUGAAAUGAAAUUUAGAAUAAAAAUUUAAAUAAG
Molecule: messenger RNA, 1499 nt
Organism: Xenopus laevis (African clawed frog)
Lineage: Eukaryota; Metazoa; Chordata; Amphibia; Anura; Pipidae
Gene: slc67a1.L
Product: solute carrier family 22 member 18 L homeolog
Exons: 10
Coding region: 186-1403 (405 amino acids)
Biological process (GO): transmembrane transport
Cellular component (GO): nuclear envelope; apical plasma membrane
Molecular function (GO): transmembrane transporter activity
Source: RefSeq, a predicted model, not a curated record